Molecule: messenger RNA, 2434 nt
Organism: Archocentrus centrarchus (flier cichlid)
Lineage: Eukaryota; Metazoa; Chordata; Actinopteri; Cichliformes; Cichlidae
Product: sodium- and chloride-dependent GABA transporter 2-like
Exons: 16
Coding region: 161-2050 (629 amino acids)
Biological process (GO): nitrogen compound transport; sodium ion transmembrane transport; amino acid transport
Cellular component (GO): plasma membrane; cell projection
Molecular function (GO): gamma-aminobutyric acid:sodium:chloride symporter activity
Source: RefSeq, a predicted model, not a curated record
UGGAUGCUGGCAGUGAUUGUACAUCCCGUGUGUGAGGUUGCUUAUCCUUCAGGACACACCCCUCUAUAGAAUAAAGUCUUUCUGCAAACUUCGCGCACACGGUCGAGGGAUCUCACUGUGGCGCACACGGGAAACUAACGGCACAAAAGCCAGAAAGACCAUGACUGAAGAAUCAGCCAGCAUUGCUCCUGCUGCAGACUCUGAGGCAGAUAAACGGGGUCCUGAAGAAGGGACUCAGUCCAGGGGAAAAUGGGCCAACAACAUGGAGUUCAUACUGUCCAUGGCUGGUGAAAUAAUUGGCCUCGGAAAUGUUUGGAGGUUCCCCUAUCUGUGCUUUAAGAACGGGGGAGGUGUCUUCCUUAUCCCCUACUGCGUGUUCCUCUUCUUCUGUGGCAUCCCCGUGUUUUUCUUGGAGACAGCACUGGGGCAGUACACCAGUGAGGGUGGGGUGACUGCCUGGAGGAAGAUAUGCCCCAUGUUUCAGGGGGUGGGGUUUGCAUCCCAAGUGAUUGUGAUCUAUCUGAACAUUUACUACAUUAUCGUUUUGGCUUGGGCUCUAUUCUACCUAAUAAACUCCUUCAAAAGUCCCCUGCCUUGGUCCACAUGUGACAACUGGUGGAACUCCGCUUUAUGUCAUAGUCGCACGGGCAUCUUUGCUAACCCCCACCUGUUUCAGCCUGAGUCCAACUGGUCAUUCCUAAACAACAUGACCUCGCCUGACUACUUUGUGAACAUGACUUUCAAUGAAACAAUAUUGAUGAGCACAUCACCAGAAGAGGAGUUCUGGAGUAACCGUGUGUUAAGAAUGUCAAAGGAUAUCUCCUUGGGUAAGAUACACUGGGAUCUGGCUCUGUGUCUGAUGUUUGCCUGGGUCAUUUGUUACUUCUGCAUCUGGAAGGGCAUCAAAACCACUGGAAAGGUGGUGUACUUUACUGCAAUAUUUCCCUACUUGAUGCUCUUUAUCCUCUUCAUCCGGGGAGUGACGCUCCCAGGAGCUGGAGAAGGCCUGAAAUAUUACCUCAGCCCUAACUUCAGCAGACUUGGUGAUCAAGACGUGUGGUAUGAUGCAGGGACUCAGGUGUUCUUCUCCUAUGCCGUUUGUCAGGGAGUGCUGACAGCUCUUGGGAGCUACAACAAAUACAACAACAACUGCUACAGGGAUUGCUUGGCACUGUGCUGUCUGAAUAGUGCCACUAGUAUCUUUGCAGGCUUUGCUGUCUUCUCAGUGCUGGGAUUCAUGGCUCAUGACCUUGGUAUUUCAUUGAGUGAAAUUUCAUCUUAUGGUCCUGGUUUAGCCUUCAUAGCCUAUCCAACGGCUCUGUCGUUGCUUCCUGGUUCUUCCUUCUGGGCUGUGCUCUUCUUCUUCAUGCUCUUUUUGCUGGGCCUAGAUAGUCAGUUUGUGUGUGUGGAGAGCCUGGCCACAGCCUUGACAGACCUGUUCCCACGUUAUCUAAGGAGGCCGGGCGCAAGAGAGAUAUUGGUUCUGGUCAUCGCUGUUGUUUGCUUCUGUUUGGGGCUGCCAUUCAUUACUGAAGGAGGAAUAUUCCUCUUCCAGCUGGUUGAUACUUAUGGUCCAAGUGGAAUCAGCCUCCUCGUCAUUGCUUGUGUAGAGUGUAUUGUUAUUGGCUGGGUAUAUGGUGCAGACCGUUUCUAUGACAACAUUGAGGACAUGAUCGGGUACCCUCCGUUACGUAUGCUGAAAUACUGCUGGAUGUUCGUCACGCCGCUCAUUUGCGGACUUACACUGCUGUAUAUCCUGGCACACCGUCAACCUCUUGUCUAUGGCUUUGAACCUGGCACCUGGGGAGUCACACUGGCCGCUUUACUCAUGCUCACACCUCUGAUAUGUAUCCCAGUAUUCAUUCUGGUAUCACUAUAUAGGGAUCCCAAAAACAUGACUACACCAUCCAGUGACCUGCGUCAGAUUCGACCACACAACCCAGUUCUUACACUGUGUAAGUGUAUCGUAUUUAAGGCACAGAGACUGCCAAACAUGACUGUGGACGAUAGAGAAGAGAAGCUGGUAAUGGAAGAACCUGGCAGUGCUUGAUAUUUGCUGAUUACAUUUUUUUAUAUAUUUACACUUGUUGAAAAAAAAAAGAAUCAUAUUCCAUUUUUAUAAAUGUUUAUAGCUUUGAGGGUCUACAGGGGUAGUUGGUUUUUGUGAACACAAGUUUUUACUUUAUUACUCUUUCGCUUAUGAAUAAUGGAGUCCUGUGCAUUAUACAGCUACCCAGUUCCAAACUGGAACUGGAUUGAAAGAGCACUCUGCUGAUUUAGCAUUGUGCGCUUGUAACUUUCAUGGACUCAUGAUUAGGGUUUAAUCCCGGGAUCCGGGAUUCCCGGGAAAUGCGAUCAGAACCAUUUCCCGUUUCCCGGGAAACGUUAGACGGGAAACCGGGAAAAAAGUCGCGCGCGUCGAUUUGACUUUCAG